CGGAGCUCUGCUGCGUCGUCUCUUUGGAGGAUCUGAUGGUGUUGGAGUCCAGAGCCAGACCACAGACCAGAGACACACACAGGACGCUACGCCACAUCCACAGCAUCCUCCGAUCGAUUGAUCAAUCACUCCUCUAUCAACUAUCGAUCACUGGAUCCUCCUUUUAUCUGCUUCUGUCCCUCUGAGGUGCUUCAGGUUUGUUUUUUAUACCCUUCCCCUCCCCUCUGAUCCAUCCUGUCUCUCAGAAGUUUUGAAGGUGCGUUUGAAGCUCGACCGCAUCAGUCGGCGGAGCCAGCGCCGCCUUCGCUUCCUUCCUGGAAGCCCCGCGGGCGGCCUCAGGUGAGGGUGGGACGUUUGAUACAUGACACCGCAGAGACCACUGAGAGAUGAAAACACACCUGGAGACACGAGACAGGUCAGAUAUAUAGUGUCUCCAUCAGCAGCUGAAGAAACCAGAACAAGAGCAUCACUUGCCAGGUAGGAGCCACCUGUCUCUUCUUUAACACAGAAACCAGCUGUUUGUCGAUCAAAUCAAGUGAACAUGGCCUGGCUCCGUCAGAGUCGAGGUUCUCCCAGACUUGUUCUGGUGGUAGUGUGUGUUGCUCUACUGCUCGACAACAUGCUGCUCACUGUGGUCGUGCCGAUCAUCCCGACCUUCCUCUACGCCAUGGAGCAUCCUAGUCCAGAGCCCCAGACUGCCCAGCCAUCCCUGCUCCCUCUGCCCACCCUUGAUGCAUCACGCUUGGGCACUGUGCCCUCUCAGUCCCCCUCCCCGAGGUCACAGCUCCCUCAGCCCAGCCAUAGUGCACCGUACCACGGUACACAAUCAGACCAGAGUCCCCAAUCGUCUCCUCUGGUGUCUCUGUUCGACAAUUCGACAUUCAGUCUGCAGGAGAUCCUGACCGAACCCACCCCAGACACCAAGCUCACAGACCAGAGCAGCCCGACCACAGAGCUGCAGAUCAACGAAACCACUAACGCUACAGAGUCCUCCUGUCUUCAGGACAGGGCGUUUCUGGAAGAGGAAAAUGUUCGUGUUGGUUUGUUGUUUGCCUCUAAAGCUCUCGUCCAGCUGCUUAUCAACCCGUUUGUCGGCCCGCUCACCAACAGGGUCGGGUACCACAUCCCCAUGUUUGCUGGUUUCAUCAUCAUGUUUGGGUCAACUAUCAUGUUUGCGUUCUCAGGGACAUACGCUCUGCUGUUCCUCGCUCGCUCUCUGCAGGGAAUUGGUUCGUCCUUCUCAUCUGUAGCAGGUCUGGGUAUGUUGGCCAGUGUGUACACUGAUGAUGAGGAGAGAGGCAUCGCCAUGGGCAUCGCACUGGGAGGACUGGCUAUGGGGGUCCUGAUUGGAGCUCCAUUUGGCAGUGUGAUGUACGAGUUUGUGGGGAAACGCGCUCCCUUCCUGAUCUUGGCCUUCCUGGCUAUGUUUGAUGGAGCACUACAGCUGUUCAUCCUGCAGCCUUCAAAGAUCUCUCCAGGGAGUGUGGAAGGGACUCCAUUACUGACUCUGUUAAAGGAUCCGUACAUUCUCAUCAGUGCAGGUUCUCUGUGUUUCGCCAACAUGGGUGUAGCCAUCUUAGAGCCGACUCUGCCCAUCUGGAUGAUGCAGACCAUGUGCUCCCCUAAAUGGCAACUUGGUAUGGCCUUCCUCCCUGCCAGUAUCUCCUACUUGAUAGGAACAAACCUGUUCGGUGUUCUAGCCAACAAGAUGGGACGGUGGCUCUGCUCCAUGUUAGGGAUGUUUAUCGUUGGCAUCAGUUUGCUGUGUGUUCCUUUUGCCACCAGUAUCUAUGGUCUGAUUGGACCAAACGGAGGUCUGGGCUUCGCUAUAGGUAUGGUGGACUCCUCCAUGAUGGCCAUCAUGGGUUACCUGGUUGACAUCCGUCACGCCUCCGUCUACGGCAGUGUCUACGCCAUUGCUGACGUUGCGCUGUGUAUGGGGUUCGCUAUAGGACCAUCCAUAGGGGGCACUCUGGUUCAGGCGGUGGGUUUUCCCUGUCUCAUGGUGUUUAUCGGGGUGAUCAACAUUCUGUAUGCUCCACUCUGCUUCCUGUUACGUAACCCUGCUGUCAGAGAGGAGAAAAUGGCGAUCAUCGACCAGGAGUGUGUGAUGCACAGGAAAAGCUACAACACACAGAAGGAAAGUCGUGAGUUUCCUCUGAGCGACUACAGUGAAGAAGACACGGAGGACUGACACACACACACACACACACACACACACACACACAACUAAUGAUGUCCGUGUUGUGAUGUUGUCUUCUCCAAACACGUUUUAACCUUCAUCAUCAGACUUCCUGUCGUCACACAGUCAGAACAGCAACAUUGAACACUUCUUAAGGCUCUGACACACCAACCCGAUGGUCGACCGUCGGCCUGAUCAUUUGGCUCCCGUCUCCCCGAGUCGGUCCAAAAAGUGCCUCGGAACACACCGAAGCGACGCCGACUUGAGCGUACGUUCUGCGCGUAAUACGUCUCCAUAACAGCACUAAUCAGUAUUGUUGCCUGAAAAAUGAACACCGGAAAUGAUGGAACAUCUCCUUAGACCUAGUAAACACAGAGCAUGCUGUCGUCAGUCA
Messenger RNA from Sander lucioperca (pikeperch), 2576 nucleotides. Its product is annotated as chromaffin granule amine transporter. Lineage: Eukaryota; Metazoa; Chordata; Actinopteri; Perciformes; Percidae. Gene Ontology annotation, biological process: xenobiotic transport; transmembrane transport; aminergic neurotransmitter loading into synaptic vesicle. The transcript is spliced from 19 exons. Bases 542 to 2194 code for a protein of 550 amino acids. The record is from RefSeq and is a predicted model, not a curated record. Gene Ontology annotation, cellular component: terminal bouton; synaptic vesicle membrane. Gene Ontology annotation, molecular function: serotonin:sodium:chloride symporter activity; xenobiotic transmembrane transporter activity.